AUGUGGGCGGGGCGAGGUCGAGACGUCGAAAUGACGACGGGACCGCCCAUCAUCAUCGCAGCAUUCGAAAUGAGCUCACGGCAGACAUACGCUGUACUCUUCAUCGCCAGCAUAUUGGUGUUACAGUAUGUUACUGCACAGAGCGAUGACAUGUACGAAUUCCAAAGAGCGGCACGAGCUCCUAAAUUCAUUCGAUUUGGACGUGGAGGUGGAGCAAAAUUCAUUCGAUUUGGACGAAGUGGUUCGAAUACUUGGGAAAAUGACGUGUAUGACGAUGAUGUCAUUCCGGAGAUACUACGAGAAGACAAGCGAGCAGCAAAAUUCAUCCGAUUUGGUUGA
Messenger RNA from Necator americanus (New World hookworm), 339 nucleotides. RefSeq lists its product as uncharacterized. The record is from RefSeq and is a predicted model, not a curated record. The transcript is spliced from 3 exons. Gene Ontology annotation, biological process: neuropeptide signaling pathway. Bases 1 to 339 code for a protein of 112 amino acids. Lineage: Eukaryota; Metazoa; Nematoda; Chromadorea; Rhabditida; Ancylostomatidae.